This is a messenger RNA of Brenthis ino (lesser marbled fritillary), 1089 nucleotides long. NCBI's taxonomy places the organism in Eukaryota, Metazoa, Arthropoda, Insecta, Lepidoptera, Nymphalidae. The record is from the annotation of a GenBank genome assembly.
AUGUUUAGGCGAAUAAAGCCGCAUAAGCCUUUCAGGCAAACGACACUUCAUAAUCAAACAAAGAACGUUUCAACAACGAAUAAUCAACUACAGAAAAAUAAAUGGAUGAGUUUAAGAGCUAUUUUCACAAGAUGGGUGCCUCUCGGAAGUGUUAUUUAUGUGGGAUGGUGCUAUAUCCGUGCGAGUGUAAAUUACGAAGUAUCGAAAGUGGAAAUCAAAUUUUACGAAAUGUUUCCAUUUAGAAUAACUAGUCGAAUAUGGGGCCGGUUAGCGGCCUGCGAAUUGCCUAUGUCGAUCCGAAGCUUGGUGUACGGUACGUACGUUAAAUUGUUUAAUGUUAAUUUAAACGAUGCGGCCGUGACAGAUUUAACAUAUUAUAGGAGUUUAUCAGCAUUUUUCACGCGUGCGUUACGGGAAGGUGCUAGAUAUAUAUCUCCAGCACCCUGUGUGUCGCCUUGUGAUGGUGUCGUCCUGAACUGUGGGCCUGCAGAUACUGACAAAAUAGAACAAGUGAAAGGAGUAACAUAUAGUUUAGAAGAAUUUCUAGGUGAAAACAAAUGGUCAAUGAAAACAGAUUCGAAUUAUUAUAAGUCUUUAUUAAAUAACAAAAACAAUAUAUUACACCAAUGUAUUAUUUAUUUAGCGCCAGGUGAUUAUCAUAGAUUUCAUUCACCAUGUGAUUGGACGUCAAAUUUUCGACGACAUUUCUCUGGAAAGCUUUUAUCUGUAAACCCGUGGAUGGCUAAAUUGAUACCAGGUCUUUUUACCAUGAAUGAGAGAGCAGUGUAUGUUGGAGAAUGGAAACAUGGUUUUUUCAGUAUGACAGCUGUUGGUGCAACAAAUGUUGGCUCUAUAGAAAUAUAUAGCGACCCUGAUCUACGAACAAACACUAAAGGCAAACGAAAUAGAAUUGAAGAGCUACAAACCACUGUGGCUUAUAAGAAAGGUGAAUUAUUUGGGCAAUUUAAUAUGGGAAGCACAAUAAUCCUGCUGUUUGAAGCUCCCGUCGACUUUAAAUUUGAUUUUAACUCCGGACAGCGAGUUCUUGUAGGUCAAGCUUUAACGGCUACCUCUAAAGAGCAAACAAGA